GCAAGCUGGGGAGGAAAGAGAACAGUUUUACGCCUUUGCUUUCUCCUGGCGUUUGCACUGUUAAGGUGGCGCAGUGAUUCGCUUGCAGUAAUCGAGAAGAUUGAUCAGGGAUACCUUAAGAGGUGUCAUUGUAUUUGCUCAGCCUGGCUCAGCUGCAUCGUAGAGGCUGAGGCAUGGGAUUCUCCAUCCAGUGACUCCAGAAGAAUGCUGUAGGCUGCCUCUCCGCCUGUGCAAGGGGCAACCGGACCACUGACCAUCGCUGCUUGUAUCUGCACAGCCGUACGAGUAUCUCCUGCACGUUUUCCCUUGUCUGUCACAUUGCAACUGAGAAAAUGAAGCUGCCUCCUUCAGCCAGGUAAAGAAAUGACCGAUCACGCACAGUCAGAACAGCAUGCUGAGGAGACGCAACCUUCUCACUACACUGCUCAUUGUCCUACCAUGGGCUCUUCUCCUAACACUGUGGCACCAAAACCCUACCAGCCGCUACCUCACCCUUUUAAGAAAGGAGAUAGGUGACAAUUCCACGGUCAAACCCCUAUUCAGCAAUGUGACACCAAGCAAAGAUGAUUCCCUCCAAUGUGUCAACCAGUAUCCCACCCACGAGACUCCAGUGGUGGUUAGAACAUAUGUUUAUUCGAGACCGCCACGCUGGAAUGAAGACCUUCCAGUUAUCUAUGUGAUUACUCCCACCUACACCAGACCGGUUCAGAAGGCUGAGCUUGUUCGUUUGGCAAAUACUUUUCUCCAUGUCGUAAAUUUGCACUGGAUUGUCGUGGAAGAUUGUCCUAGAAAAACAAAACUGGUGGCUAACCUGCUGGAGAAGGCGGGCCUGAACUUCACCCACUUGAAUAUUGAGAGUCCACAUAACCAAAAAGUUGGCAUAUCAAGGACACCUGAGGUCACCCCUCGAGGAACCGUGCAGAGGAAUCUUGGCCUUCGGUGGCUUCGAGACAACCUCAACGCUUCAAACCCUCCGGAAGGAGUCGUCUAUUUUGCAGAUGAUGACAACACGUAUAGCCUUGAGGUCUUCGAAGAGAUGCGAUACACAAGGACAGUAUCCGUCUGGCCGGUGGCUUUCGUUGGCGGUUUGAGAUAUGAGUCUCCUGACCUUGGUCCAACAGGGCGUGUGAUUGGCUGGAAAACAGUGUUUGACCCUAAGAGGCCUUUUGCCAUUGACAUGGCGGGUUUUGCCAUUAACUUACGGUUAAUCCUUGAAAGACCACAUGCCAACUUCAAGCUGGAAGGAGUAAAGGGAGGAUACCAAGAGACAAGUUUACUGAAAGACCUUGUCACUAUGGAUGGACUGGAAGCCAAAGCCGCCAACUGCACUAAGGUUUUGGUCUGGCACACAAGGACUGAGCGACCGACACUAGUGAACGAGGGGAAACGGGGCUUCACAGACAUGAACAUUGAGGUGUAGACGCCGAGUGUGUCACAACAUAAAGAAGAAAAAACUGAAUAAAUUAAAAAAGAAGGCAAGGAAAAGAUCUGAUUUAUAAAUACAGCAGUCAUACUAUUGUGAAAUAUCUUUGUGGCUCUUUAAACUACUGAAAAUGAAAAAGAAAAUGUAAAAAAAAAAAUAACUGUGAAAAAACUAUUUUUUUUUUGACUCAUCCGGGAAGCUUCCUUCUGCUACUGAGAUGUGAGAAAACCUUCUGAGCGAGGGAGAUCGGUGACUGUAUCUCAGCUAUUUUUCUUCUUCUGAUGAAGCAUAUGCUGGUUCUUCGUCAGACAUAUGGGUCUGUGUACCAAAGCUAAUUAAAAUGUUCUCAACGCUCGACGCGCCGUCAAAUCUAAGACACUUACUAAUCAAGUUUCCGAACGACUGACAAGACUUGAUUUUUUAUUUUAUUUUAUUUUUUAUAGAAAGACCUGCUUAUGCCACAUCUGACAUAACAGAUUUUGCUGCUGAUGAUUGAAGACACAAGGAUA
This is a messenger RNA of Bufo gargarizans (Asiatic toad), 1932 nucleotides long. Its product is annotated as galactosylgalactosylxylosylprotein 3-beta-glucuronosyltransferase 1-like. The transcript has 6 exons. The coding region runs from base 392 to 1420 and encodes 342 amino acids. NCBI's taxonomy places the organism in Eukaryota, Metazoa, Chordata, Amphibia, Anura, Bufonidae. Gene Ontology annotation, biological process: carbohydrate metabolic process; chondroitin sulfate proteoglycan biosynthetic process. Gene Ontology annotation, cellular component: Golgi membrane. Gene Ontology annotation, molecular function: galactosylgalactosylxylosylprotein 3-beta-glucuronosyltransferase activity. The record is from RefSeq and is a predicted model, not a curated record.